Messenger RNA from Colletotrichum scovillei, 702 nucleotides. Its product is annotated as L-fuculose-phosphate aldolase. The transcript has 3 exons. The record is from RefSeq and is a predicted model, not a curated record. Gene Ontology annotation, cellular component: cytoskeleton. NCBI's taxonomy places the organism in Eukaryota, Fungi, Ascomycota, Sordariomycetes, Glomerellales, Glomerellaceae. Gene Ontology annotation, molecular function: actin filament binding. The coding region runs from base 1 to 702 and encodes 233 amino acids.
AUGGCCGGUGCCUUUCGAGUGAUUGCUCGCAAGGGGUAUGUUGAAGGUACAGCCGGUCACAUCUCGAUUCGUGACCCGGUCGACCCUGAAACCUUUUGGAUAAACCCCCUUGCUCGACAUUUUGGUCUGAUGAAAGCCAGUGACAUGGUCCAUGUCAAUAUGAAGGGAGAAAUUAUUGGUGGAAAUUACGCAUGUAUCAACAACGCAGGUUUCAACAUCCACUCCGCCCUUCACGAAGCCCGACCCGACGUCAAUGCAGCAUGCCACUUCCACAGCAUCCACGGCAAGGCUUGGUCCGCCUUUGGAAGACCACUAGAAAUGCUCAACCAAGACGCGUGCACAUUCUUCAAAGAUCAUGCCGUUCACGACAUGUUUGGCGGAAUCGCAUUCGAGACCUCGGAAGGAGAGAGGAUAGCUACAGCUCUAGGCAACAAAAGGUGUGCCAUCUUGAAGAACCAUGGUCUCUUGACGACAGGAAAGACGGUCGAUGAGGCGGCGUUUCUGUAUACCCUGAUGGAAAACUCCUGUCGCAUACAGCUCCUUGCAGAGGCUGCCGUAGCAUCGGGGAUCGAGAAGCACCUUUGUCCUGAUGCCGAAGCUGAGUACACAUACCGGUUGACUACACCUGAGGCCAUGUGGCUGGAGUUUCAGCCGGAUUACGAGUAUGAACUGGCCAUGUCAGGCGGAGACUUUCUCUCGUGA